AUGUCUCAUUCAGCAUCUGGAAGUAUCAAUCGAAUGAAAUCGGUCAGUGAAGGGAAAAAUAAUAAACAGAAAGCUAGUGAUAAUCAAGAAAAAAAUCAUCAAAAAGAAGAAAAUUCAUCAAGUGACGACGAUGAUGAACCAAAUCGUCCUCCGAUUCAAUUAAAAGUCGAAUUUGUUAAUUCCAUUAUGUUUCGUCAAUGGGCAUUGGCAAAAAAAUUAUGCCAUUUUAUGUUAAUGUAUGAACCAAAUAAUAAUGAAGCUAAACAAUAUGCACCACUUAUUGAUUACAUGUUGGAGAAAGAACAAAACCCAUCAUCAUCAUCUUCUGAUGACGAUGAUGAUGAUGAUAUAAAUGAUAAUGAUUCAUCGGAAAGUAGUAGUAGUAGCUCAGAUUCUUCAUUAGAUGAAGAAGAAAAACAGAUUGAUACUACUGAAGUCCAAACACCGAAACCAACCAAUGCUUCAAUGUCAAACAAAUUUAUACAACAUAAAUGA
Rotaria socialis is the source of this 495-nucleotide messenger RNA. The record is from the annotation of a GenBank genome assembly. Lineage: Eukaryota; Metazoa; Rotifera; Eurotatoria; Philodinida; Philodinidae.